Messenger RNA from Onthophagus taurus, 414 nucleotides. Lineage: Eukaryota; Metazoa; Arthropoda; Insecta; Coleoptera; Scarabaeidae. The record is from RefSeq and is a predicted model, not a curated record.
AUGACAGAUAUAAAUGAAAAUGAUGCUGAUAUAAACGAAGUAUUCGAUAACAUAGUGUUUAGUGAAGAAAAAUUGAUUGAAGAGGGUUAUUCGGAAGGAUUAGAAAAAGGUAGAAACGAAGAGAAUGUUGAAGGUUAUCAUUUAGGAUAUCAUCGAGGCGCUGAGGUUGGUGCAGAGCUUGGUUAUUAUUUAUCUGUUGCCGAAGGUUAUCUAAAAUCGUCCGAAAAGUUAUCAGAGAAGGUGUUAAAAUCACUCAAAAAACUUGUGGAUGAAGUAAAUAAAUUCCCAAACUGUAAUAACAAAGACAUUGAUAUCCUGAGUGAAUUAGAUAAUAUUAGAAGUUUGUUUAAAAAAACAUGCGCUUUGUUAAAAGUGGACGCAUUUUAUCCCGAGUUAGAUAAUUUAUCAUUUUAG